Messenger RNA from Striga asiatica, 2596 nucleotides. NCBI's taxonomy places the organism in Eukaryota, Viridiplantae, Streptophyta, Magnoliopsida, Lamiales, Orobanchaceae. The record is from the annotation of a GenBank genome assembly.
AUGGCCGUUUGUUCUGCUUCUGUUUGUCCGGUGACGACGGGGAACUUCCGCUACACGCCGGGCAGCCGCCGCGUGUCUGCUCGUCGGAGAUUCGCAGUCCGGGGCUUAUACCCUCCGGAACCAGAAAUUUAUCGAGGCCCCAAGCUAAAAGUAGCCAUAAUUGGAGCUGGGCUUGCCGGCAUGUCCACUGCCGUUGAGCUUCUAGAUCAAGGGCAUGAGGUGGACAUUUACGAGUCGAGGCCUAUUAUUGGUGGUAAAGUGGGUUCUUUUAUGGACAAAAGGGGAAACCACAUUGAGAUGGGACUCCAUGUUUUCUUUGGUUGCUAUAAUAACCUCUUUCGCUUGCUGAAAAAGGUUGGUGCUGAUAAAAAUCUGUUAGUGAAGGAUCAUACUCACAGUUUCAUCAAUAAAGGAGGUCAACUAGGGGAACUUGAUUUUCGCCUCCCAAUCGGAGCUCCAAUACAUGGGAUUCAUGCAUUUUUAACGACAAGUCAGCUCAAGACUUAUGACGUAGCAAGAAAUGCUUUGGCUCUCGCUCUUAGUCCUGUUGUAAGGGCGAUUAUUGAUCCAGAUGGCGCCAUGAGAGAUGUGCGGAAUCUAGAUAAUGUGGGUUGCAGUUGCUUAUUACUUUAUCCCUUUCUUUUUUAUAUUAUCCUCUUCCCUGUAAGCUUCUCUGACUGGUUCUUGUCCAGAGGUGGGACCCGCACGAGCAUUCAGAGGAUGUGGGACCCUGUUGCUUAUGCCUUAGGGUUCAUCGACUGUGACAACAUUAGUGCUCGUUGUAUGCUUACUAUAUUUACACUUUUCGCCACAAAAACCGAGGCUUCUCUUCUACGCAUGCUUAAGGGCUCUCCAGAUGUUUAUUUGAGUGGUCCCAUAAAAAAAUAUAUCAUGGAUAGGGGAGGCAGGUUCCAUUUAAGGUGGGGUUGCAGAGAAAUUUUAUAUGAUAAAUCUUCUGAUGGAGAAGUGUACGUAACCGGGCUUGCAAUGUCCAAGGCUACUCAAAGGAAGACGGUAACUGCCGAUGCAUAUGUAGCAGCUUGCGAUGUUCCCGGUAUUAAAAGAUUGCUUCCACGGAAAUGGAGGGAGUUUGAAUUCUUUGAUAAAAUUCAUGGAUUAGUUGGUGUCCCAGUUGUCACGGUUCAGUUGCGGUAUAAUGGCUGGGUUACUGAGUUAAAGGACUUGGAAAAUGCACGGCAAUUAAAGCGAGCAACGGGUUUGGAUAAUCUGCUUUACACUCCAGAUGCAGAUUUCUCUUGCUUUGCAGACCUUGCACUCACAUCACCCGAAGAUUAUUACCUUGAGGGCCAAGGCUCAUUGCUUCAAUGUGUGCUAACUCCCGGGGACCCGUACAUGCCUUUACCAAAUGAUGAGAUAGUGAAGCGAGUUUCGAAGCAGGUUGUGGAUCUCUUUCCAUCCUCCCGAGAUUUGACAGUUACAUGGUCAUCAGUUGUCAAAAUCGGACAAUCUUUGUACCGCGAAGGGCCCGGUAAAGACCCGUUGAGGCCCGAUCAGAAGACACCUGUCAAAAACUUCUUCCUUGCUGGCUCUUAUACAAAACAGGAUUAUAUAGACAGUAUGGAAGGAGCUACUCUGUCUGGCAGGCAUGCUUCUGCUUAUAUAUGUGAUGCAGGAGAAGAUUUGGCUGCCUUACGCGAAGAUCGUGCAAUAUUUUUGCCGUCUGAUCAACUUACACUCGUCCAAUAAUUGUCUAACUAGGCAAAAACUAAAGAACUAUGUCGAUAUAGCACCAAAUUUGAUACAUAGCUCAUCAGGUAAAAACUUGAAAAAUGCAAUUGUGGUUAAUUAUACUUCCCCUCGAUGAAAUCUUGAAAAUAUAUCGAUCUAUGAAGUGUAGACACUGUCAGGUUUUUUACGUGAUUGGUUAAAGAGGAACUUCAAGAACCGGCCUUUGAACAAUGUUUUCUACAUUUUUAACAUCGGUUGAUAGAGUUAGUGUUUCGUUUGUGAUUAUGCUCGAUUAAGGGAGAAAAAAUGUGGGGACUUUCAAAGGUAUAAGAUGAUUUACGAUGUUUCCUUUUGUGUGCAUUCGAAUGUGAAAGUAAGCAUGAUAGUUAAUAGAAAUGAAAAAAGACAAAAAAUAAAAUAUAUAUAUAUGAAAAAAAAAAAAUGGAUUGAAUAUGCACAAUAGCUAAUGGAUUUUACAAAACCACAGCCUAAACACAGUCAAUUUUCUUUUGUUGGUGAUAUCAUUUGUUUUGGCACACGUUUAAUUAAGAUAUGUAUGUAGUAAUUUCCAAUUCAGCUCGAUGUCAUGUACUUCGUACUAUAAAAUAUGUGUCUGAAAUUUUGAAAAAUCCUUCAUUUGAACAAAACAUUUUCCUUUAUCCCUUUAUUUGGUGAUAUACGAAUUGGGGCAUUUGAAUAUGCUUGGAUAUUCCUUUGUAUAGGGGUGUGUGGUCUUUCCAAGUUUCACUGAAGAAUAUUCUUUCCACAUCAAAUUUAUUUUGUCUGGACUAUGUAUAUGAAUUGUAAAAUGAAGAUGAAUCGCAAAGAAAAAGAAAAGGUAAAAUUCUGGAAUCAUCCAACUAUACUUGUUUAAUUACCCUGUUUUGUUGCAAAUUUUUUAAGUGGA